AGUCUGCUAAUUUGCUGUACUGUAAUUGGUAUGACCAGUGAUCGCUUCCGUGCAGAUACAAAUAUUAUACAAACAAUGGAGAGAAGACGACGCCAUACCGAUUCUAUAAGUGACGAAGAAGAUGAUGACAGGGGGAGAAAACGCAGGAGAAUUGCAACUGAUACUGUUGAUAUUGAAGACAGACUUGAAUCUCUUAUAACUAGAGUUGGUGAAAAGAGUACAUCAUCUCUUGAGAGCAAUUUAGAAGGUCUUGCAACUGUCCUUGAAGCUGAUAUACCAAACUAUAAACAUCAGAUUAUGAAAAUUUUGUGUAGAUGUGUGGUGAAUUUACCUGAAAAACUUACAGUUUACACAACCCUUGUUGGAUUGCUAAAUGCUAAAAACUACAACUGUGGUGGAGAAUUUGUAGAGAUGCUUGUAAGAAACCUCAAAGAGGCCCUUAAGACAGGAGAAUUUGAGAAUGCCAGAAUGAUGGUUCGUUUUUUGGCUGACUUAGUGAAUUGUCAUGUUUUGGUGGCUGCUUCACUUCUACAAAUGUUUGACAGUUUUGUGGAGGUCACACUAGAAGACAAUAUUCCACAGGUGCGAUCUGACAUUUAUGUUUAUUUGGUACUCUCUGCUUUACCAUGGGUCGGGCAAGAGCUUUUUGAAAAGAAAGAAAAAGAGCUGAAUAACAUGUUGAUCACCAUAGAUAAUUAUUUAAGCAAAAGACAAAAAAUUCAUCUACCAGCUUUGCGUGUAUGGUUAAAUGAUGGACCUCAUCUUCAAGAAGAAUACCUUGAUUGCUUAUGGGCACAGAUAAAAAAUCUGCGAAAUAACAAGUGGUCUGAGAAGCAGAUAAUGCGCCCGUAUUUGGCUUUUGAUGGUGUGCUAUGUGAUGCUUUACAACACACACUACCACAGAUCAUACCACCCUCACACAACAAGUCAAUGAUCUAUCCACUGCCUCGAGUUGUGUUUAGGUUGUUUGAUUACACUGAUGUUCCACAGGGAACUGUUCUGCCAGGUAGCCAUGCUAUUGAAAGGUACUUGAUUGAAGAGCAGAUUGAUAGAAUAAUCCAUACAAAUCAUUUGGAGAGAAAGAUAUGUGCCGAUUCUUUACUUGGGUAUACUGCUAAGAACAAGAUUCCCUUAAACUAUAUGAUUGUUGAGGUUAUGUUUGGUCAGUUGUUUGAGCUCCCAAGGUCACCAUACCUGGAACUUUUUUAUGGUGCCACAUUUAUUGAAUUGUGUAAACUUCAACCUACUUCAAUGCCUGAAGUUCUGGCACAAGCUUCGGAAAUGUUGUUUGACAGAUUAGACAUCAUGCAUUCAAUUUGCAUAGAGAGGUUUGUACAUUGGUUUUCUUACCACUUGAGCAACUUCCAAUACAAAUGGAGCUGGGAAGAUUGGGCUGAGUGUGUCAAUAUGGAUCCUAAUGCACCAAAAUCAAAAUUUGUCAAAGAAGUACUACUCAAAUGUUUAAGAUUCUCGUACCAUCAGAGGGUAGUUGAGUCAGUCCCGGAAUCAUUUGCGCCUCUCCUUCCACCUGAGCCAAAGCCAAUAUAUAAAUAUGAACAAGAAGGUGCAGGCUCCUUACCUGGUACCAUGCAUGCUCACAAGUUGAUCAGUUUAAUUAAAAACAAGUGUACACCAGAAGAAGCAGCUAUGAUGCUCAAGGAUUUACCAAAUGUUUACCCAAAUGGCCAGGAAAAUGAAAAUAAAAAUUUCAACCCAUUGAAAAUUGAUGUAUUUUUUUCAACACUUCUACACCUUGGCUCAAAGUCAAUCAGUCAUUCAUUUGCAGCUUUAUCCAAAUUUCAUCCAAAUUUGAAAUCACUGGCUGAAUUUGAUGAUGGAAAAAUUUGUCUCUUAAAAGUUCUUUAUGAAACAUGGAAAAAUAAUCAACAGAUUAUGGUUGUUUUAGUAGACAAAUUACUGAGGACUGAAGUUGUAGAGUGCUCUUCGGUUGCUAACUGGUUAUUCUCUUUUGAAAUGCAACAUGACUUUACCAGUUUUUAUGUUUGGGAGAUAAUGCAUAGCACAAUUAAAAAGAUGAGUCAACAUGUGGAUCAGUUACAACAGGAUGUUGAUUUGGCUCAUGACAAACAGGAGGCUGCAAAGAGAAAGGAAGCAGAUGGACUGGAUGUUGUAGAUGAUGAUGUUCCAACUGAUGAAGCUGUUGAAAGAAUGGAAGAAAAGCUUGAAGCUGCAUUAAGCGCUCAAAAAAAUCUAUUUCUCGUUAUUUUUCAGAGAUUCAUAAUUGUCUUAACUGAACAUCUGGCUCGUUGUGAGUCUGCUGGCAUUGAUUACAAUACACCUUGGUAUAAGUGGGUUAUAGAGAGACUUCAACAAGUAUUUCUUCUGCAUCAUGAACUUGUUUUUCGAUACAUCAACACUCUGGAGCAGUUACUGUUUACAAGUGAUAUUGACAUUCAUAUUCUUGAAGUAUUCCAGCAAUUCUGUGCACUGAGAUCUUAAAUCCUUGAACUUAAAAAUGUUAUAAGAACAAAAAUGGGGUGUUUUUUUUAAGCAUUUUAAAAAUGAAAAGACAUUAGCUUUUUCAUUUUUAAUAUUGUCAAAAUCUUAUGUGAUGUUGAUUGAGAAACCCCAAGAUAACAUUUAUAGGUAUUAUGGUUAUUUUAUGUAACAUACAGUUAUAAAUUUUUAAUGUUUCUUCAAACUGUUGUUAAAAUGUUAUUUUUAAAUUUUGUAAUAUCUUAAAACCAUUAGAUCUGUUUCAGAACAAUUUAAAAAAAAAGAAAUAUUAUUACAAUCUUAGUCUAUCUGUAUCAGCAAACCUAAUUAAAUAUUCACUGAAACAUCUGUCCAGCAAUCUCAUGUAUCUUUGAGAGGUAUUUGUUUAGUUCUCGUUAUUCUUUGAAUGCACUGUCAUAUUUCGAAAAUAAAAUUUCAUUAUUUGUUAAUUUA
Molecule: messenger RNA, 2910 nt
Organism: Physella acuta
Lineage: Eukaryota; Metazoa; Mollusca; Gastropoda; Physidae
Product: nuclear cap-binding protein subunit 1-A
Biological process (GO): mRNA export from nucleus; nuclear-transcribed mRNA catabolic process, nonsense-mediated decay
Cellular component (GO): nucleus; nuclear cap binding complex
Molecular function (GO): RNA cap binding; protein binding; mRNA binding
Source: RefSeq, a predicted model, not a curated record